This is a messenger RNA of Branchiostoma floridae (Florida lancelet), 3237 nucleotides long. RefSeq lists its product as uncharacterized. The transcript is spliced from 4 exons. The coding region runs from base 985 to 1857 and encodes 290 amino acids. The record is from RefSeq and is a predicted model, not a curated record. Lineage: Eukaryota; Metazoa; Chordata; Leptocardii; Amphioxiformes; Branchiostomatidae.
AUGUGUAUAAGUGUUGCAACGGUCCAAAGGCCGUACCCUACUAGAGAGUUCCUUGACCGCGAAGACAAAUAGUGUACCUUGAUGUCCUAACUUCAGUUGGACGUUGUACCCGACGUGGGUAAUGUGUACAUAAAUGAACUGCUGACUAAUUUUACCGUCGUCACACUUAUGCAAGGCCGUGUUUUUCAUCACGUUGUCCCCUGGCCUUUGUUCGGAGACGUUGGCGCCCGUCCCUUCUUGAGAUUUUGCCAAGACGCUCACGCAGGUGUCAUUGUGCGGGCUGGCACUGCGCCAACUCCGGGGAAAGGGACGUCAUCUCCCUGUUGUUGUUGUAUUGUUGUGCGCGGUUUUGUUGCCGCCAUCAACACACUGGAAAACAAACUUUCCUCUGUUCUUGAGGUUAACCGCGGUCGGCAGGACUUGACGUACAUACCCAGCAAAGGGCAGGUCGCGUUUCAGCAAGACCGGGUCUGUUACCGGCUUUGGAAAACGGUCAACUCGUGACGGGCAAAACGAGCCGCGAAGUCCGGUUUUCUUGUUUACUGUGACUACUGUAAAGGGAAAAGAAGGUCAGGAUUCUGCCGGAUACGGAGAGAUCGCUAGUCAGACUUGAUUGUAACUCAAGUGACGCUUAAAUUCUCGUUAAAGUGAGAGAGAAAAGAAGGCCAUAAUUCCGCCGGUUAGAGACUCGGACUGUCGCCCGGUCCUACUUGACGGUCUGACUCCGACAAUAGGUCCCAAAAGAGCGCGAAGACUUUUUUUCCUGCGCAUAAGGAGGCGCCAGCAGCCUGGCGUCCGUCUCACCUCAGGUCUCACCUGGCGUCUGAGCGGGGCCAAACGUCGUCUGAUUACGUCAGGCGGGCUGGGAGGGACGAACUGAGCCGAACUCCGCGGAACAGACGAGGACAGGGCCGCGAUAUAGGACAGUCGGAGUGCAACUUUAGUGACAGACUCGGGACUUCGCAGAACGCUCUUGGUACCACCAUGAGUGGCAGUGAGGAGGACAGAGUCGCCACACUUGCUGACUGCUGCACACAACCAUCAUCAUCAUCGUCAUCACCAGAGGACCAUGUAACCAUGACAACCAGUCCCCCCACCCCCGGGACGCCGACCCAGGCGGCCUCCUCCCCCAUCCUCAUCCCGGUCCAGCGGUUCCGCUCCAGCCGCGGGUCGGACUCGGGCGUGUCGGUGGGCAGCUUCUCCCCGCGGCACUGCCACGUCUGCAACUCCCCGCGGGCCUACAGUCCGACCGUGUUCGUGUUCCCGUCCCCGUCAGCGCGGUGUCGUGCCUACAGCCCGUCCCGCACGCAGGGAACGCAGACGCCGUCCCCGCUCUGCCAGGUCUUCACUGAGGCUCUGCAGAUCAGCGAGGAGGGCGCCACGGGAGGGGGCGAAGUCUGCCGUCGCACCAGGAACAUCAGACGUGUGCAGAGUUCGGUUGCUUUCCGGACGCGGUACCACUCCGAGUCGGACACCGCCGCUAGCCCCACGGGCCCGCCCAGCCAGGACCAGAUGGCGUCCGACCCGUUACCGGACCUGCUGCAGUUCCGCGCCCGUUCCCGCUCCGAGCCCGUCCGUGUCAGCCCCGAGGAGCUGGUGGCGCGGGAGCUACGGCGCAUCAGCGACGAGUUCGACUCCCUCGUCUUCAGUCCGACCCAGCGGCGCCCGAACGGCAACGACCGCCCGGCGUCCUUCGGCGGCCGUGACCUCCAGGAACGCGAGCAGGGCCAGGAUUGGUGGAGCUACAUGAUGGCCGUGUUCCGGUCCAAGUCUGCAGAUAACGUCGUGCGUCCGGACCAGCCACCAAAGCGUGAAGAUGACCGGGACCGCGGGAAUGACGGGAGUACGCCCGCGUAGAUUGGUGGUCGGGCCGCCAUGACAGACGGAGCCACACGAAGAUGUUUCUGCACUCACCACUGGGUAGGGUCCACUGACGAGGGGCCCACUCGGCCCCUGUAGUUCCUCCGUACUUCUCCGAUCGGCCAAACACAAACUCCUCUACCUCACCUCGGCUACCGCGUCCUGCUCAGACUGUGGCAAACAAGAAUAUGUUGAGAGACGCUCCCAUCUUAGGUCUGAGCUAAGCUGCAAAAAAACAAAAAGCAAACCGUGACAAACAAACAUACCAAAGACAGCGUCCAAAGCAUAGUGGACGGAAGAAGGUCGGUUUUGACGUUCCAUUUGUAGAAGUGACCAAAUGUAGUGGUAAGGAAACGAUGUCUGUGUUCCCGUGUCAUGUUUGAAACUGUGAGUAGACGAUAUAACGCCAGUCGGACUCCUGUCCUGUACAGUGCCUGUCGUAAGCAUUCGAGGUGAAAUGUGAAUAUCACAGCCCAGAGCGCUGCUCUGAGGCUUGCGCCUGUUGCAAACUAACUUGCCUUGCAGAAUAUUGAAGGACAAAAUUCCUUAGAAGAAAAUGUCAGAAAAGUGGAGGGAGUUUGGACAUUGUACAGAGAGAUACGUAAUGAUUUAAGAGUUUACAGUGAAGCAAGCGAGAGCGCUUGUUGCCAGUUUGUUGGAGCGGAGCUGUACAUAGCAACUUUGCCUUCGCUCCUAUUUAUGAACUAGCUGUGUAGAAAACGGGACAUUUUGCACUAGCUGGUCUACUGCAAAUUGAUUGUUGAUUGUCCUCUUAUAUUAUCCUUGUACAGAAUUUAUUUCCCGCUGUUGCAUUGAUCGAUGGAGCCUUUACGAAGGCGAGUUAUUUUGUGAUGAAGUGUCAAACUUCUCACUUUCAACAAGCUUUUCAGUGCAAUUCAAGUUAAUUUAUCACAAUGUUAUGUAGUCACAGAGAAGUCCUCAGAAACCCUACUUUGUGUCUUUAUGUUGCUUCUCUUAGAGUUUAUUUUUGUCUUUAAUUUAAGAGUUAGGCAUUUAAUUUAUUUUCUUUUUCUUCUGUAAAGAAAUUGUCUCUCGUAGCAUCCGAUGUACAGAGUAUGACACAGAAGCCUCAGACGGAGCGAUUUGUUCAUGUUGGGCUCUGCUUUUCAGCACUUUUCUACACUUCACAUGUUGAGAGUUGAAGCUAGAUGACGAAAUGUAAAUGUAAAUAAUACCAGAUGCUUGAUUUUUCUACUUGAACUUUUCUACCCGCUCUUUGCCUUUUGGGACGUUUUACAGAAAAGAUAUUGAUACGAGAGAAAUAUUUUCGGUGGUGCUGACCGAGGUUUGAGCAUGGUGCUGUCGGGUCACACCAGGUCUAUCUGUUGGGUCUCUGACAUUUUGAAAUACAAAUUU